Molecule: messenger RNA, 504 nt
Organism: Camelus dromedarius (Arabian camel)
Lineage: Eukaryota; Metazoa; Chordata; Mammalia; Artiodactyla; Camelidae
Product: ultra-long-chain fatty acid omega-hydroxylase
Exons: 4
Coding region: 79-504 (141 amino acids)
Source: RefSeq, a predicted model, not a curated record
CGGCGCGGUCAGAGCCGAGGUUGCGGCUCCGGCUCCGGCGGAUCCAGAUCGAGGGCCAGAGGCCGAGACCCCGCAGGGAUGCUGCCCAUCACAGAGCACAUGCUGCACCUCCUGGGAUUGGAGAAGACGGCGUUCCGCUUGUAUGCCGUGACCGGGCUCCUUCUCGCCUUGCUCUUCUUCCUCUUCCGUCUUCUGCUGCAGUUCCUGGGACUCUGCUGGCGCUUCUACAUCACCUGCCGCCGGCUGCGCUGUUUUCCCCAGCCGCCCCGGCGCAACUGGCUACUGGGCCACCUGGGCAUGUAUCUCCCAAAUGAGUCGGGUCUCCAGGAUGAGAAUAAGGUGCUGGAAAGCAUGCACUACGUGAUCCUGGUGUGGCUGGGACCUGUCCUGCCACUGUUGGUUUUAGUGCACCCUGACUACAUCAAGCCCCUGCUGGGCGCUUCAGGCCCCCUGCAUGGCAGAGAAGUUUUGACAGUAGUGGAAAUGAAACAGGGGCUGGUCUGA